Molecule: messenger RNA, 1250 nt
Organism: Tarenaya hassleriana
Lineage: Eukaryota; Viridiplantae; Streptophyta; Magnoliopsida; Brassicales; Cleomaceae
Product: 40S ribosomal protein S2-4
Exons: 2
Biological process (GO): translation
Cellular component (GO): ribosome; cytosolic small ribosomal subunit
Molecular function (GO): structural constituent of ribosome; RNA binding
Source: RefSeq, a predicted model, not a curated record
UCCUUCUGAAACCGGCGUAUGUAUAGAGGUCUUCCUUUUUGGCCGGAACUAGGGUUCUCUCAACCAUAUUAUCGAAGCACUUCGCCGGAGUUUUUCUGAUUCUCACCAGAGAGGUUUAAGCAGCAUCUUCAAUGGCGGAACGUGGCGGUGAACGCGGUGGUUUUGGUCGCGGAUUCGGCGGCCGUGGCGGUGGAAGAGGUAUCCCUAGAGGCCGCGGACGUCGCGGAGGACGUGCGGCGGAAGAAGAGAAGUGAGUCCCGGUGACGAAGCUCGGUCGUCUCGUUAAGGAAGGUAAGAUCCAGAAGCUAGAGCAGAUAUACCUUCACUCUCUCCCGGUCAAGGAGUACCAGAUCGUGGAUCUCCUCGUUGGUCCGUCGUUGAAGGACGAGGUAAUGAAGAUCAUGCCAGUGCAGAAGCAGACCAGGGCCGGUCAGAGGACGAGGUUCAAGGCCUUCGUUGUCGUCGGAGAUGGUAACGGCCAUGUUGGGCUGGGAGUGAAGUGUUCGAAGGAGGUUGCGACCGCCAUUAGAGGCGCGAUAAUUCUUGCUAAGUUGUCUGUGAUUCCAGUGAGAAGGGGUUACUGGGGUAACAAGAUUGGUAAGCCACACACUGUGCCGUGCAAGGUCACCGGAAAGUGUGGUUCCGUCACUGUCCGGAUGGUUCCAGCUCCCAGAGGUGCCGGUAUUGUUGCGGCUAGGGUUCCAAAGAAGGUUCUUCAGUUCGCCGGAAUUGAGGACGUCUUCACUUCUUCCAGAGGUUCCACCAAAACCCUCGGAAACUUCGUAAAGGCAACCUUCGACUGCCUUCUGAAGUCAUAUGGUUUCCUGACUCCUGAGUUCUGGAGAGAGACGCGGUUCACCAAGUCGCCCCUCCAAGAGCAAACUGAUCUCUUGGGGAAGCCUCUUCCGAGCAGCAAGCUCAUCGCCGAGGUUGAAGAACAAGCCUAAAUACAAUGCCUCCUUGUGUUUAUUGGGGUUCUGGCGCCACGAGGGAAGUAUUAUCAGGCUUUAGACAGUUUUGUUCGAUCAUUUAUACUAUAGGUUGCAGGUUUCGAUCGGUUUUUUUUGCUCCUCAAAGUCUCAAACUGUGUAUUGGGUCCUGCCCUGUGAUUUUGGAGAGUUUACUUUUGGAUGAAUCCUUUAUAGUUCUGUCUAUGUUCUUCAAUCCUGGCCUUUUGAUCUGAUAGCAAAAUACUGGAUUUUCCAACCAUUUACCUGUCCAUGGUAAAUAUACGAUUUACUGAUGUCUAA